This is a messenger RNA of Parascedosporium putredinis, 1599 nucleotides long. The record is from the annotation of a GenBank genome assembly. Lineage: Eukaryota; Fungi; Ascomycota; Sordariomycetes; Microascales; Microascaceae.
AUGUCAACGUCUCCAGCUGCCCGUCGCCUUCUCGGCAAAACUGUCGUGAUCACAGGUGCUUCGAGCGGUAUUGGACGGAGCACCGCUUUUGAAUUCGCUCGAGCUUCGCCGCUGGGACUAAAACUUAUCCUUGCCGCGCGCCGAAUCGAGGCCCUUCACGAGAUUGCAAGCUCGAUCAAACGGGAGGUUGGCGACGGAGUGAAAAUCUUGCCCGUUAAACUGGACGUGGCAAGCAGCGAGGACGUGCGCCAGUUCGUCCCUAAUCUACCAGAGGAGUUCCGGAAUAUCGAUAUCUUGAUCAACAAUGCGUAUGGAUCCCCCAAACUAACUAACAUGCUCUUCAGUGGCCUCGUCAAAGGCGUUGCCCGAGCCCCAGAAAUCGCAGAACAAGAUAUUGGUGCAAUGAUUUCCACAAAUGUAACCGGUCUUAUCAGUAUGACCCAGGCCGUGCUUCCCAUCUUCCAAUCCCGCCCUAAUGGGGGUUCCGGUGAUAUCAUAAACGUCGGGUCGAUUGCCGGACGAGAGCCAUAUGCUGGUGGCUCAAUUUACUGCGCUACCAAGGCAGCCGUGCGAAAAUUCUCCGUCGUAAGAUUCUAUGGUGAUAAAGCCAAGGCCGACGCUGUUUAUGCUGGAUGCGACCCUCUUACACCGGGCGACAUCGCCGAGGUAAUCUUAGCGCCUUUCAACGUUCUCACGAUUGGACGCAUUGGCCACUUUACCAUUGUUGACGACGCCCCAGUCACAGAUGCAGAUCUCGGAGCCAACUUCUUCCUUGAUGAGGGCUGCCUUGGGCAACCACGUGCUGAGGCUUGCGCGGAAAGGCUUCUCGAACUGAACCCUGAAGUUCAGGGCAAUUGGCAUCCUAGAUCACCACCCCGGCCAGUCGUGGUUACUGGAACAAAAAAGCUUUGCCUAACCGGCCCGUCCUGGAAACCUGUCGAGCUUUCGUUGGUGCUCCAGGCCACCUCCUCGUUUUCCAUUAUCAUCUACACUCAUCCCAUCAACGCCGAUGAUCUUGCCCUUAUCACUUCUUUCUCAGUAACGCAGAAGAUCCCGCUUGUUUCGGGGAUGCGCACAAACAAUGCGGAAGGUGGUGAAGAGAAUUUCGAAGAAGCGGUCUCUGCCGUUCUCAAGGCCAUCUCCCGCCCUGAACUGCCCACCUCACUUAUGCAGAUAUUUAGUCACGCGAAGCAUCCCACAGGAAAUGAGCGAAGCACGUUUUGGCUUAUUGCCAGCGCAAUACAAAAGUUCUAUAAUAGUCAUGGGCAAUUGCCAUUGCCCGGUCGCAUCCCAGACAUGAAAACAACAUCUGAUGUUUACGUCAAGCUUCAGAAUAUUUAUAAGACCAAGGCGCGAGCUGACGCUCUGGAAGUUUUGGGCUUUGUUAACUCUGAAUGGCCCGGCUCUACGAUAACGCUAAAGGAGAUCGAGCUGUUCUGCCGAAACGCAGCAUUCGCUCGACUCAUCAAUACUCAGCAAGAAUUCACCUAUGCCCGUACCGCUAAGGAGGUCGGCAUGCCACCAAGCCUGUUUCCUAUUUACAUCGCGCUCCGAAUCGCCCAGGAGGUAAUCAAGGUUAUCACAAAGCAGCUCGACUGA